AUGGUGUGGCCUUGCGGCCUUCUCUCAAGACGAGCGGGUAAUUCCGUCACCGCGUCACCCCUUCCUAUAUCAAGGUCCCGUGCAUCUUUUGUUUUCGCGAUCGAACGCCCAUUUUCUUCACGCUCUAUCCCUUUCGUUUUGGGGCCAGAAUUUCUCUUUAGCGGCAUGAACGGUAAACACUACACUCAGGAAGGUUACUCUAGCUCGUCCAAUCGCACAAUGGAGCAGGCUGAGUAUGAUGCGCAAAUUUAUCAACAACUAGCCCAACACGAUCCUACGGAUUUCUUGUGGUCCAGUUGGAGCCCUCAGGAGACCGACCAUCGAUACAACCGCCCAGCGGACUCUACCGCCUCAAGAUCAACGGCCAUCGCUCCCCAUGGGCACAUCUCCCACCAGCACAAUCGAAAUGAGACCCCCAGCCCUGGCGGUGACCAGCCAUGGCGCAAAAAAACUUCCCCGCCCACUGCCGCCUACAGCACCAACCAGGAUGGUCAGGGUGUGGGCUACGCCACCAUAAACUACAGUGCAACCAUGUCGACAUCUGGGUCUCUUCCGCGUCCAGCAGUUAUGCCACCCCGCCCAAGGAUGCUCUUCGCCUCGACAACCACCAUUAGCCUCUUCACUCAGUCACAGUCGCCUCGGAGUCGUUUAAACGCACGCUCAAGUGACGAAGCCAUGCCUUUUACCUCUGGCCUUCCUCAUGUCAUCGAUGGACCCAGCAACUAUCAGUUGAGCCCCAUUGACCCUCAGCGGCAAUUCCCCCACCAUCACGAUCCCGAGAUUUAUACGGCGUCAACGCCUGCUGGGCCAGUCCGUUCGACUCGCCAAGAGCGCCGCUCCGCACCCUACAGAGACCAUGAAGGGCCGAUCGCCAGCAGCAGCUCUCACAGUUUCGCCAUCGACGCAGCUCGUCCCGGCCAUCCAGGAUCGCAUACAUCCCCGCCUACUCAGAGGAGCGCCCAUUCCACUACCCUUACUGGAGUCCCGCAGAUGCCCAUCGAAUUCGACGUACGCUUUCAUCAGACCGACUGUCCUUCCUGGAGAGUCAGUAGCAUCAACUAUCCCCACCCCAAGGGGGACGUUGAAACCCUGACCCAAAGGCAUCGCAAACCCGCUGGAGGAAAGAAGGGAAAGCGCAAAGCGGGGGAGGGUAGCAGCAGCUCUGAUUCGGGUUCAUGCCCACCGACAGCUCCAGCGGUUGCCAAAUCGAACGAGAAUGCCGCUAGUGGUUCCCAUGUUUAA
Molecule: messenger RNA, 1242 nt
Organism: Guyanagaster necrorhizus
Lineage: Eukaryota; Fungi; Basidiomycota; Agaricomycetes; Agaricales; Physalacriaceae
Exons: 5
Coding region: 1-1242 (413 amino acids)
Source: RefSeq, a predicted model, not a curated record